GCCCAGCCCCCGAGAAGAAGCCAACCCCGGUUGUAGCAGCCAGUGGGCCUCGGCUACUGCCCGCUAGUCCGCGGGUGAUCCGGUCUGCCACAGAUACCAUCAAAGAGACUGCUGAAGGGUCUGAAUCUGAUGACGCACACGCACGUCCUAUAUCCCCACCCCCAGUAGUAGGACAGUUGGGCAACCUGUUCAUGGAUGUGGAAACCCUGCAGAGGCCUAUCAUUGUACCUGCGGAGUUGGAGGGCGAGAAAGUGGAGGAGAGCG
This is a messenger RNA of Sphaeroforma arctica JP610, 264 nucleotides long. RefSeq lists its product as hypothetical. The annotation marks the transcript as partial. The record is from RefSeq and is a predicted model, not a curated record. The transcript has a single exon. Lineage: Eukaryota; Ichthyosporea; Ichthyophonida.